GUAAGCUUUAACUCGUAAACGCAAGAUAAUAAACAGUAGUAUUAAUUAAAAUAAACCAUGGAGUACGAAAGUGUGCUAAUUGUUAAGCCCGAGGUAUUCAUAUACAAAAUACCGCCUCGCGCCAGCAACAGAGGAUACAGAGCAGCGGACUGGAACCUCAAAGAGCCAACCUGGACCGGCCGGAUGCGUCUGGUGGCGAAGGGAACCGCAUGCAUCCUCAAGCUGGAGGAUAAGACGAGCGGCGCCCUGUUUGCCAAUUGCCCCAUCGAUACAUAUCCCGGCGUGGCCAUCGAAGCCGUCUCGGACAGUUCACGGUACUUUGUCAUACGCGUACAGGACGACAACGGACGAUCGGCGUUUCUGGGACUCGGCUUUGGAGAUCGCUCCGAUUCGUUUGACCUGAAUGUGGCGUUACAGGAUCACUUCAAGUGGGUGAAGAAUCAGGAGCAAAUCGAAAAGGAGAAAACCGAACCGAAGCAAGAGCUCGACUUGGGCUUCAAGGAGGGUGAAACCAUUAAAAUUAACAUGCGCAUUACGAAAAAGGAUGGCUCCGAAGGCACCUCGCGUACCGGCAAAGGAAAAGGUACCGGCGGGGUUCUACCACCGCCGCCUGGUGGCCUGGGUAAAAUUGCACCACCACCGGCGGCACCGGCUACAGCGACGUUGCGACAAAGUCCAGGUGCCUCGCCAGCUCACAGGACUAGCGGAGGCAGCGGCACCGGCACGGAGUGGACCGACUACACAUCCGCCGGGGGCAAUCAAGGCCAACAGAAUACGGCAAAUGCCAACUGGGUGCAGUUUUAGGCUGCCAUCUGCGCAACGGUUACGCACUGCUUUGUGUUAAGGAACUUGACACACACACACACACACACACGCAUACUAAACACCAAACCUUAUGCUCGCUAUUAAAUUGGACAACAAAACAAGAUCAGAGAACGACCAACACUAGAAACACACAUACACACAAUUAUAUAGAUAUAUAUAUGUAUA
Molecule: messenger RNA, 990 nt
Organism: Drosophila grimshawi
Lineage: Eukaryota; Metazoa; Arthropoda; Insecta; Diptera; Drosophilidae
Product: NECAP-like protein CG9132
Exons: 4
Coding region: 58-804 (248 amino acids)
Biological process (GO): endocytosis
Cellular component (GO): clathrin vesicle coat; membrane
Source: RefSeq, a predicted model, not a curated record